Molecule: messenger RNA, 435 nt
Organism: Meloidogyne enterolobii
Lineage: Eukaryota; Metazoa; Nematoda; Chromadorea; Rhabditida; Meloidogynidae
Source: the annotation of a GenBank genome assembly
UGGUGGGGUAAGGGGAGAAAGCUGUCACUAUUUCCUCCAAGGUUGAGGAAUAUUUCGGCGCAGGAAAAAGUAGGCGUCAAAAUUAAAAAUUUCAAUUUCAAUAAACAAUGAAUAGAUUUUAAAGCGAGUGUGGUCCACCCCUGACCCCUGAGAGCUGAAAUUUGUCUCUUAAAAUGAGAGGUAUCUUAAAUUGGGGUCCCUUCCACACUACUUAUGGGCUGGAAGGGACAUUUCUUUAUGUACCUUUCACACUACAACUGGGCCGGGAGGAAUAUUCUGGGCUGGAAGGAACUGGGCUGGAGAGAACAUUUGUACUUUUCACACUAAAUUGAGAGGAGGGUAUCUCCUAGGUAGCUCCCCCUAUCAAAUGGCCUACAGACAGACAGCUCCCCUACCAACAGUAAGUAUUUUGAGGAUAUUUGGAAACGAUGAUUU